This is a messenger RNA of Caenorhabditis remanei, 813 nucleotides long. RefSeq lists its product as uncharacterized. Lineage: Eukaryota; Metazoa; Nematoda; Chromadorea; Rhabditida; Rhabditidae. The transcript is spliced from 5 exons. The record is from RefSeq and is a predicted model, not a curated record. The coding region runs from base 1 to 813 and encodes 270 amino acids.
AUGAUGUUGGUUAAUGAUACAACUCUUUCUCCAAUAUUCAGAGCAUUUUAUGAAUGUAUAAAACCGAAGUUGGUACCUUUGAAAGGAAGACCAGAAAGUUUCUGGUAUCAUUUUACGGAAAUAACAUCUGAAUGUGACAACCUGGAAGCAUACACUGCCCUAGAUAUUCGUCCAUCAAAAAACAGAGAUGAAAUCAAGUAUGUAGUAUUUCCGCAGAGAAAUGAAAAUUUGACGAUGGUCACUCUUGGAAUCGGACAUGAUGUUAGCGCUGAAAUCGGAUUGAAAAAUUUGUAUCCUCAUAUUGAAUUUUAUGGUGCUGAUCCAAGUAUCGAAAUAAACAAAGACUUGUAUGAGCAGAAUUUGGGCGGAAAGUACUUUCACUAUGCUGUCAGUGAUAAGAAUGGAAUGGAAGAUUCUGUAGUUUUAGGAAAUGAUGGAUACAAUAAAGAGAGAACUCAACACAUUGGAAUCGACAAUUUCUUCAAAAACAUAGUUCAAAUAAGUAGAAUUGACAUUCUUUGGAUUGACAUUGAGGGAAAUGAAUAUCCAAUACUAAAACAGCUUCAUACAGAUGGGAAUCUCGAUCGACAAGGUGUGAAAAUAUGUCAGAUGAAUGUAGAAAUGCACAAGGAUUUAACAAAUUUGAAUGAGAUGAAGAACUUCCAUGAUUUCAUUUGGAAAGUUUUAGAAGAUAGAAGAUAUGUCUUUAUGAAACCAGUUUUUGUGAAAUGGAUGCACUUCCGCUUUAUUCGACUUUUUAUUGUUAAUAUUUCUGACCAGGACUGUACUGAUUUGUAUGUGAAAGGAGUGUAA